AUUCCACUUUGAUUUUCUCUCUCGUCCCUUGGGUAUGUGUGUGAUUGAGAAAUUCAGUUCUCAUAGUUUCCCUACAUAUCAGCAGACCUCUGCUAAUCACUCUACAUUUGUAGCUUUCAUCCUUUGCAUGCAUCCAGAUGAAAUGUACGAGACUGAAAUACUGAAUUUCAUUAUUAAAGAGAAGAAAGAGAUCCAUUUGAGGAGGGACCUUUGGGACAGACUUCCAAACAGUAAUGGAAAAGUGGGAUAGACUUUCCAAUAAGCAAGAGGAGAACUGUGCUUCAGAUGGUUACUCUGAUUCAGUGAGAUUUGAUGCCAGAACCAUGACAAUGAAGCUUCCAGAAAAUAUUCCCAGUGUUUUUGGUUUGCAAGAAAAGCUGAAGUCACAGAAAAUUGCACUGGUUGUGCUUUAUAUACUUAUGUUUGGGGUUUUGAUCCCAAUCACUGGAUUUGUUACAGCUCAGGCUCUGAGAUGGGGAGUGCUGAAUCAGAAUUCUGCGUCAGAAUUCCCGGGGAAAGGAAACAACCAUGAAGCUGAGAUGAGAUUGAAAAAAAUGGUGUCUGGUCUCAAUGACACUUUAGAAAAGGAGAUUCAACAGAUAUCUGAUUUAGAAGCAAGUUUCUAUUCCAUCAUCUCUGCUAUCCAUACUCAAAAAGAAUUGAUAGCUGUUGUUACCAACACUUUAGCAGAUGUGAACACCACUUUGCUUGGAGUUCAGCUUAAAAUAGAGAAUUGGAAAAGUACCUAUGAAGGGAGCAUCCACGAACAACAGGAGGAGACUGAGAGUCUGAAAGAGCAUGUGUUCAAUGUGUCAGCAGAAAUUGUGACUUUGAAAAAACAGCAAGUCCAUCUGAAAGAGGAAAUAAAAGAAGAAAUGAAACUUUUGGCUAACAUCACAAAUGACCUUAGAUUAAAGAACUGGGAGCAUUCAAUGACACUGAGAAAUAUAACAUUAAUUCAAGGCCCUCCUGGACCAAAAGGUGAACAAGGAGACAGAGGCUUCAAAGGAGAUGUAGGUGCUCCUGGUAUCAUUGGCCCAAGAGGUUUUCCAGGUCUAAAGGGUGACAGGGGAAUGAUGGGCCCCCAAGGAAACAAAGGAAAUCCUGGAAUCCCAGGGAUCAAUGGAAGACAAGGUUUUCCUGGACAGAAAGGGCAAAAAGGAGAAAAGGGAGAGCGAAGAUACUAUUCUCCAAUCAAAACUGUCCGACUUGUGGGUGGAAGCCAGCCCAAUGAGGGUCGAGUAGAGAUUUUCCAUAAUGGACACUGGGGCACUGUCUGUGAUGACCGUUGGGAGUUGAGAAAUGGAUUGGUUGUCUGUAAGAGUUUGGGCUACUCCGGGGUUGAAAAGGUGCAUAAGGAUGCCUAUUUUGGAAGUGGUACUGGUGUCAUAUGGAUGAAUGAAGUCCUCUGCUUUGGAAAAGAACAGUCUCUAGAGCAAUGUUUGUUCAAAGGCUGGGGUGUGACCAACUGCAAUCACAAUGAGGAUGCUGGAGUCACUUGCAAGGUGUGACAUCGUCUUCUUCCUCUUAAAUUGAGCACAAGGGCCUCUCUCAAGUCACUCCAUUUCCAAUUGGAUAUGAAAAUCUAUCUUGCCAAUGUCACAUUUCAUAGCCGUGUAGGGCAUUGACUGAAGAAGUUUUUCCUGAAGAUUCCUAGUGGAUGGUUUUGUCAUUUGCCACUGGCUCCUUUUAACAUCCUUGGCACUGGUCUGUAACCUAGUUUUUUAAGGGAAUCAUCUAGAUUUUGAAGGGCAUGUCAAAUUGACUCUUCUAGUUGAACAGUGAGUGGAACUUCUUACAGACAUGAUCUUAUUUGGUUUUGCCUUUCUAUCCCCAGAACCAAAGAUAGGACACUGCAAAUAGUAAGGAUUCAGUAAAUAUUUAAGUCAAAUAUGAACUCCAUAGGGCAGGGACUAUUUUUUGCCUGUCUUUGUACCUUCAGUACUUAGCACAGUGCUUGGCAAAUAAUAGCCAAAUGUUAAGUGACUGUGGCUAAAGCUCUUUCUCCCUUGUGACUGAUUGCAAAUGAUCCUCUCUGACUUGGAACUGUUACCCACACUGACUGAUUAACCAGUACAGAUGAUAGAAAUUAUCAUCAACCUCCAGUUUAUCAAACACCCUAAUCAUUUCCCCAGUACUUUGGCCAUUGUAAAAGACUUUGUUAUCUCCAUCUUACAUAUUAGAAAAUAAGGCUCAAGGAGAGCAACUGACUCAUUCAUGGAAACACCAACUAAGUAUCAGAUGGACUAAAGGCUUAAAUCUCAUUUUAUUGAAUUAUAUUCUAAUGAUUUCUUCAAACCCAUUUUUCUGGUGUUGCUGACCUGAAUCAUCAAGAGAUUGGGAUAUGUUUUGGUUCUGCUCAUUCCACUAAAUCUUCCCAAUCAUUCAUCCUAGAAAAAAAAAAAAGAAGCAGAACCAACAUAGUGGAGUAUAGGCAACAAUUCAG
Messenger RNA from Sarcophilus harrisii (Tasmanian devil), 2446 nucleotides. RefSeq names its product macrophage scavenger receptor 1 (gene MSR1). The coding region runs from base 234 to 1511 and encodes 425 amino acids. The record is from RefSeq and is a predicted model, not a curated record. The transcript has 10 exons. Gene Ontology annotation, cellular component: membrane. Gene Ontology annotation, biological process: receptor-mediated endocytosis. Lineage: Eukaryota; Metazoa; Chordata; Mammalia; Dasyuromorphia; Dasyuridae. Gene Ontology annotation, molecular function: scavenger receptor activity.